AGAUGUUCUGUCAAUUAUACACAACGUAUAUAUAAAGUUUAGAUAUAUCUCUAAAAUACAGAGAGAUACAGCUGUAGCAAAUGUAACAUCAAAAACAGCAAGUGUGACUGUAGAAGUUGAUGCUACUUAUGAACGUGAGAAGAGAACUUGAAGAAACGAGAGGACAUCUCCGUAGCCGCUCUUCGAACGACUCAUAUGUACAUCGGAUAUGUGAUCGGAAAGAUAUUUCCCUGAGGAAUUGUCAUCUUGACUACUGAAUGCUUACAUAGUCAUUACGCCGUUUUAUAGUCCCGGCCAAGAUACAACGGAUUGCGCCGCUCGUAACGUCGGGACAAGAAGAGGUUUUCGAAACGACGAGGAUCGUCUGGUCAAGCUCGCCUGGUGGGGACGAAGACGAGGAGGACGAAAAGGUAAACGAUAAUACUAUCGCCGUAUGAACCGGUAUGCACAACCGCGACGUCGACGACAGGACGAACAGGUGGGGUUCGUCCACCCCACCUGUGGAGGACCCAGGCAGUGUCUUGUCUACCUGAUGAGGAUGAUGCCCCGCUCUGGUGGGAGAAAUUUAGGUUACUCGUACCACUAGGGAAUGUGGGCCGACUAUAUACCGGCUCAUCGCGACCGUCCGCCAGUUCAUUCCUUUCCCGUAUUUCCGAUUCAUCGGAUCAUCCUGAGCUACGGCACUCUCUCGACCCCUGGUUCCUCUUAUCGUCGUCGACCAGACUCAUCGUAGCUCACGGACCACCCUAGGUAAGUCCGAGCAGGGGAAGAAAAGGAAGAGGAUUAUCUUCGAAGUUUCUCCUCGAGCAUCCUCAAGGACCGCUGCUUCUUCAGUCCAGGAGUAUGAGGGCCAUCUGCUUGCUCCUCGUCGGCAUCGUCGCCGUGAAUGCCCAGCGUCGUUUAGCCUUGCCCGAUCCGCGAAGCUGCGCGAAUCGCGUCCGUCAUUCGUCAUACAGAGAUGGCAGAGGGGUCAGUCACUCGUACUUCUUCAGCUGGGAACAUCAGCCGACCAGAAAUCUCGAGGUGGAUUGGUUGGAUGCUCGCAACAUCUGUCGUCGUCAUUGCAUGGACGCCGUGUCCCUAGAGACCCCUCAGGAAAACGAAUUCAUCAAGCAGAGAUUAGCGAGAGGAAACGUGAGAUACAUUUGGACGUCCGGCCGGAAGUGCAACUUCAACGGCUGCGACCGACCUGAUCUUCAGCCUCAGAACGUUAACGGAUGGUUCUGGUCCGGAUCUGGUGCCAAGAUCGGAUCGACAACUCAACGUAAUUCCGGAGAUUGGAGCAACACCGGAGGAUACGGUCAACCGCAACCGGACAAUCGCGAAGCUGCACAGGGUAACGACGAGUCUUGCCUGUCCAUUCUGAACAACUUUUACAACGACGGCAUCAAGUGGCACGACGUGGCGUGUCACCAUGUCAAGCCCUUCGUGUGCGAGGACAGCGACGAACUCCUCAACUUCGUCGCGUCCCGAAAUCCAGGUAUCCGUUUGUGAGAAGCAAAACAGAGACAAACCCUGGCAAGCAAGCUAUUACAUCGUUGUACACGCAAAGACAGAAUUUUGCGAGGACAGAUACCAGGACAAACGCGACGAUAUUUCAGGCGCACCGUGUAUUCUUUUUCUCUCUUUCUCUUUCUCCUCUCUCUCUUUUUCUCUUUCGUCGUACCUUUAUUUAUAAUUACACUAACAAAUAUUUUCUUUAAUACGAAUCGCGAUUUUGUAGUAGUGCCCGCGCAAUUCAUUUAUUGUAAGCGAAAACGAUUGGUAGGUCAAUAAAGUAGAUGGUAAAUGCAUUUUUUUUAGUAUUAUACACAUGUAAUUCUUGUAAUUUUUUGUAUUCAUUUCGUACGAGAAUAAAUGCAUUUUCCCAUUUGUA
Messenger RNA from Nylanderia fulva, 1876 nucleotides. RefSeq names its product C-type lectin 5 (gene CTL5). The record is from RefSeq and is a predicted model, not a curated record. NCBI's taxonomy places the organism in Eukaryota, Metazoa, Arthropoda, Insecta, Hymenoptera, Formicidae.